This is a messenger RNA of Gymnogyps californianus (California condor), 2754 nucleotides long. It is a transcript of the gene PCGF2, whose product is annotated as polycomb group ring finger 2. The record is from RefSeq and is a predicted model, not a curated record. Gene Ontology annotation, cellular component: PRC1 complex. Gene Ontology annotation, molecular function: promoter-specific chromatin binding. Lineage: Eukaryota; Metazoa; Chordata; Aves; Accipitriformes; Cathartidae. Bases 39 to 1031 code for a protein of 330 amino acids. The transcript is spliced from 10 exons. Gene Ontology annotation, biological process: negative regulation of transcription by RNA polymerase II.
CCGCCACCAGGGAGGACCCGCCGCGGCGCUGCUCCAAAAUGCACAGGACCACCAGGAUAAAGAUCACCGAGCUCAACCCCCACCUGAUGUGCGCCUUGUGCGGCGGCUACUUCAUAGACGCCACCACCAUCGUGGAGUGUCUGCACUCCUUCUGCAAAACCUGCAUCGUUCGCUACCUGGAGACGAACAAGUACUGCCCCAUGUGUGAUGUCCAAGUGCACAAAACCAGACCCCUCCUCAGCAUCAGGUCGGACAAAACCCUACAGGACAUAGUGUACAAACUGGUCCCGGGGCUUUUCAAAGAUGAGAUGAAGAGGCGGCGUGACUUCUACGCAGCGUACCCCAUGGCAGAGGUUCCCAACGGAUCCAAUGAAGAUCGUGGGGAAGUCUCCGAGCAGGACAAGGGGAACCUGACGGACGACGAGAUCGUCAGCCUGUCCAUAGAGUUUUAUGAAGGGUCGAGAGAGGAGAAGAAAGGGACCGUCGAGAACGGGGACCUGGAGAAGGAGAAGAAGAACGGGGUGCGGUUCCUGCGCUGUCCCGCCGCGAUGACCGUCAUGCAUCUGGCCAAGUUCCUCCGCAACAAGAUGGACGUUCCCAGCAAGUACAAGGUGGAAGUCCUCUACGAAGAUGAACCCCUGAAGGAGUAUUACACGCUGAUGGACAUCGCCUACAUCUAUCCCUGGAGGAGGAACGGGCCCCUGCCGCUGAAAUACCGCGUCCAGCCCGCCUGCAAGCGGCUGAAGCUGUCCCAGCCGGCCACCUCCGAGUGCACCAACACCAGCGGCGCCUCCGAGUGCGAGUCGGUCAGCGACAAAGCCCACAGCCCCGCCACGCUGCCCGCCACCUCCUCCUCCCUGCCCAGCCCCGGCACCCCCUCCCACGGCUCGCCCAGCUCUACCGCCGGCAGCGGCCCCACCGGCACCGGCACCGCGCUCAACGGCACCUCGAACUGCCACCCGCUGCCGCCUGCCGCCAGCCGGUGCCGCAAAACGACUGUCAAUGGCAGCACGGCCUCCGCCUUGACCUAAACGACGACAAAACAGGGACUCCUGGCUGGGUUUUAUAUAUCUAUAUAUAUUAUAUAUAUACAUAUAUAAAUAUAUAUGUGUACAUAGGGAGAAAAAAAAAAUUAUACAUACUUAUUUUCUAUUGAUUGACCAGAUUAAUUUAAAAUGCAAAUAAGACACAUAAAUGUGGUUGAAUAUUUUUAAAUGAUUUUUUUUUUUUUUUUAAAGUUUUGUUUUAACUUAUGUAAGCUGCAUGCCGGAGCUGGGAGCCACGCAGGCGCUGCCGCCUUUCUUGCUCGUUUUCUCUAACGCUUUUCACUCUCCUCCCCAUCCCUCUCCCCUUGCGCCUGCUCGGAGCGAGACGGGGCCGUGAGCGGGGACUCCCGGCUGCACAGGUAAGGGCCAAGCACAGGUAAGGGCCAAGCACAGAAGCCAAAAACUGCCCCCCAGCCCCGCCGUGCCCUGCGUUUUUUUUGCUUUUUUGUCUUUAUUUGGGGGUUUUAUGGCACCAGGUUUGAUAACGUGGUGCCUGUGGCCAGCUGGGACCAGUGGUCCAUUUGUUGGCAUCGAGCAUCACUUGCCGGUGUUGCCCCCCCCCGGCUUUGCCUUGCCGUGCACGUUUCUGUUUCUUUUUUGCUUUCCCUGUGUGGUCUCUGGACGGCGUUUCAGGCUCUGAUCUAGCAAUGCCUCACACAGACGCUUCCCUUUACGCACAGUAAGUAGGUUUGGGGUUUUUUUUUUUCCCAGCUUAAAAAAAUUAUGCUUGCAACUCGGUGGUGAAGGGCCAGCCGUACCAGGGGUAGGAGCACAAGCCUCGCUGAAUAUUGGUUUCUCCUUUCCAAGGGAGCUGCCCCCUCCCCGGGGCUGAGGGGCAGCGCUGGGUGCCAACGGCUCCGGGUGCCGCCGGGAAAUUUUGGCUGGGGGCAUCUAAACCGUUGGGGGCUGCUUUGGCAGCGCUGGGUGAGUCUGCGUGGGACCCAGGGGCUGCAAACGCCGCUGCCCUGCCCGAGCCGGGGGGAGCGUGGGACCCCCACGUCGCUGGCUCCUCACUCACCUCCAUGGCUGCAACGCCGCAUUUCAGAGCAUUUAUUUUCGUUCCCCCGCGUCCUUCCUACCUUCUCCUGUCCCCGCAUUGGGUUUUUAAAAAAAUAAAAUAAAAAAAAUAAGACUACAGUGCCUUUAGCCAGGAGGCUUCGGUGAGGGGCGAGCGUGGGAAGGUGCUGCCAUGUUUUGGGCAGGAGCGGCACGGCACCGGCGUCGCCGGCUGCCUGCACGCUCCGGGGAAGGGACCAACUUUCUACAUUGACACAAAAAGCACAUGAGCCCCGGGGAGCGCAGACCCCGGGGGUUUCUCUCCCGUCCUUGCUGGGGAAGGGGACGAAUGACAAAAAAUAAGCAAGUGCCUGCAGCACCCGGACGGCAGCCCACGGCCAGGCAGCGGCUGCGGCCGCCCGCGACGGCACGGUGAGAACCAAAGGAAAGCGGCACGGGAAUUGUAUGAACAGCCCGACUCCAAAGGUCAGGAAACAUGGGAUGUUGUUAUUGUAUUUUUUAAUUAUUUUUUUUUUUUUUUAAUUUUUAUUUUUGAAGUACUGCACCCCCAUCACGGACUCGACAGCGGCACCUUUGCUAUAGCACAGCCCCGGGCUCUGCCGCCCUCCGGGCACUGGGGAUGGGGCCCGGGAAGGGGCCCGCGGGGCCCCUUUUGUGUCUCUCUUCCCCAUCCCCGGGCCGGGGCUGGACG